AUGCAGCAAAUAUAUUUUGUAUAUGCUUAUGAUGGUAAUGAUGAUGAUAAUGAUGAUGAUAGUGAUGAUGAUAACCUUUCCAAUUUAUCAUUUAUCAGACCCAUGAUGAUGAUGAUGAUGAUGAUGAUUGCUUCUCUUAUCGAACAGCAGCUUCUUCGUGGCUACCUGCAGGAAAUUAAAAAGAAAGAAAUGAUAAUCAAAUAUUGGUUAGAAUAUUUUGAAAUAAUUAAAAUUAAACUAUUCGAUACGUAUAAAAAACGCAAAAAAAAAAAAACGCUGGAUAAAAAUCAAAGAUCAAAAGAAAAGGAAUAA
Loa loa (African eye worm) is the source of this 312-nucleotide messenger RNA. RefSeq lists its product as hypothetical. NCBI's taxonomy places the organism in Eukaryota, Metazoa, Nematoda, Chromadorea, Rhabditida, Onchocercidae. Bases 1 to 312 code for a protein of 103 amino acids. The transcript is spliced from 3 exons. The record is from RefSeq and is a predicted model, not a curated record.